UAGAGGAGAGGAGCGUGUAGAGGCGCACACUGCUGCUGGACUUUCACUCUUCUCUCGCCUGCUACCCCUGGAACACCUCGCAGCUUCGCCCUCGGUUCCCCAACCCAGGACCAUGGACGUGAAAGUGGUCGCCCUGGUGACCUUUCUGGUGGUAACACUUGCGCUCUCCGAGGGAAAACCGGUCAGCCUGAGCUACAGAUGUCCCUGCAGAUUCACUGAGAGCAACGUGGCCAAAGCCAACAUCAAGCAUCUCAAAAUCCUCAACACACCCAAUUGUGCUCUCCAGAUUGUGGCAAGGCUGAAGAGCAGCAGCAGACAAGUAUGCAUUGAUCCUAAAUUAAAAUGGAUUCAAGAAUACCUGGAGAAAGCUUUAAACAAGGGGCGCAGACAAGCAAGAGUGGGGAAAAAAGAAAAGAUAGGAAAAAAGAAGAGAGAGAAGAAAAGAAAGGCUGCUCAAAAAAAGAAAAACUAGUUGCCCAUUGCUGCCCUGGAGAGAUGGACCCCCUUCCCCCCACAAUAUGCUCUGCUAUUUAUCCACGGCGUUUUGUAAGCUUGCUCUAACCUCCCACACAAGGCUGCCUCUGGUAAAGAAAGAAACAGCCGGACUAGCACUUACGGGUGACCUUGUAUUUGCCUUCCAGUGACUGAGCAACUUUUCUGAGCUCUGAUGGUAUGCGUGCUCUAUUUGAGGCCUUUCUUGGCCCAGUUAACAUAUGAAGAAGGUAGUUGUCUUUCAGAAAUGGGGGUCAUGAUCUGUAAGACCCAGCCAGCUUCUCCCAAGACUCUUUUUUCCCCCUAAAAUUGACUGAGGGCACCACGUUUAACUCGCAUCUCUGAAGUGCUUUAUCCAGGGCCUUCUAACAGGUUCUGCUAUCUCCCAGUCUUAAAGUGACCCAGUUAAAGAGGCCAACCAAGCACCAAUACAAGUUCGCUUUGCAUGUCUGCUGACUUGGGGGAGGGGGGGACCUCCAGAGCCCCAGUUCUCUGUAAAAAAAGGUGACAUGCUUGGAACAGCAGAGCAACAGCCAUAAGGAAAAAACCAAAACCAAAACCUAAAUGAGAAUAGGUAUUAGAAAAGGUGCUCUCUUGUUUUCUUCAGCCUAAGUUUUAAAGGGAGGACACCAAGCACUGGGAAAAAAAAGCAACUUGGCCCUAGUGCUUGGGGCAGGACUCACUCCAUCUUGGUUGCAGUUAAUAAUGGCACUCUGUCUUCCGGCUCCUGGUUUCCAAUUGCACUGAUGACACACUAUUAUUGAUAGCUAUUUUUUCAAUCAUUGUGCCUGAUGAUCUUCAUCCAUGCCCAAGCCUCCCAGCCUGGAGCUCACCCUUUCCUGUGUUACCUCAGGGCUUGGGUUAGAGGUGAUAACAGUUUAUUAGAGGUUCUUGCCACUUGCUGAGAAGCAAGGGCCCCAGAGGAAUGCCUCUAUUCAAAGUGUCCUGGGGAGAAUCCACCUAUUGAUCAGCCUUCUGGGACCGUGUGUUCUCUGGGUAAUCUGUUGUGUAUGCUGCAUAUAUCAUUUCUGUAAUUGAAAGAAGGGCACUUGGAGCUACUUCCCUGCUGUGGGAAAGAUCCACAAUCUGGGUCAAUUGUGAUAUUCUCACAUUCCCUUUGUGAGGGUUCCUUGCUGAGGCCCUUUGCCCUCAUUUCCACUGUCUUCAAGAACUGAGUGAGGAUGCUUCUGGCUAUAGAAUAGAACUCAAUGGAUUCAUGGCCCAAGUGGUCAAAACUUCUAUUCAGGUGAAAUAAAUGCCCAGGGGAGAUCAUGGGGUUGCCCAUUGCCUUAUAACAUGCUUCCCUGUACAUUGGAGAUUUUAGAAUGAAAGAAUGAUUCCUUCAUUCUUUCCCUUCCUUUUCUCCUCUUGCCUCUCAGCUUAUCAUUUUAAUAAAUUCCAGAAAGACAGAUGGAUAGAGUUGGGGGUUGUGGGAUGGAAAGAAGGAAAGAUGAGACAAAAUAGCACCCUGACAUAGAAGAGUGCCAAAUUCAUGAUGAUCAAAGUGAUGUCAAGCCCCUCUCAGCACUUUGAAUGUCUCUCUUGUAUUUCUCGGCACAUUUAAAUUGUUCAUUUUCCUCAUUGGAAAAAAAAAAGUGUCUGGAGAACCCAACUAAAAUGCCACAAAAGAACAUUUGUUUCUCAGUUCACCAUUUAAUCUGAGAUAACAUCCAGACUUCUGCUGCACAGUUGAUGGGAGGGAUGCUCUGCUGAUAGUUUAAUGAACCUUUGGGUGUGGAGGAAUAUCUUCCUUGGCAAGAGCUGUAUUGUUGGAGACUGGACUGCAAGGAGCUGGGUUUAUCGUCCUCAUUCCCCUCCUAAGCUCCAAAGACACCUGGCUGUUUGCUGACACAAAUAGUGGUGAAAUACCAGGCAGAAUGGUCACAUUCUUUGGAAAACCAAUGGGAGCUCUACUCAGGAAAAGAGGUGUUGGAGACGGCCACGUGAUAUGCUGGAAGUACCUUCUUCACAAUCAAACUUUUGCUCAUGACAAAAUGGGUUUCUUUAAUCCCUCAAAGUACAGAAACAAUGCUUAGCUGCUUGAGUAUAAAGGAUAAGGCUGGCAUGGGCCCCAGAGCAUGAUGGAAAAAAUGUGGCUUCUUGGAACCAACAGGUCAGGGGUGCAACAUGUUAACCAAGCUUACAGUGUGAUGAUGGAAAAUUAUUGUUUCCAUAUUGCAACUGGAAAAAACCAUCUCCUUAGUUCUGCCACUGUGGAGUCUUCUGUGGAUUUCUAACUUCAGCAUUCUUCUUCCUUUGCCUUUCUAAGAAGGGGCCAGUUGGGUUCUGUGGGUAUGCUUGGGAAACAUACCAAGGUCAAAGAGAGCAGGGAAAUAGUUUGGAUCUUAAUGAGGUUGGUCUUUUGUCUCCUUCCUAAUUGCUACCCAUCUCUUUACCUAGCACUUUAUCUUGCUAAGUGGUUUUGUAAAAGUAUUCAUCAACAUUAUUGAUCCUAAUUUACUUGAGAAAAUGAAGAAAUCACUGGCCCAAGCUCAAACAAGAGAGAGCAAAUAUUCUCACUAAUUUUUUGAAUUUUAAAUCUUUAGCAUAAUCUACCGAACUCUUCCUCAAGAGCGGUGUUCCCUUUAAAUCUAACCUAAGACAAUAAGAUACAGAAUAAGGGUAUUAUAUGUGUUAAGUAUCAUAUUAUAAAUUAAGGAGGUUUUCUGGGAUUCCUUUCCGGGGGCUAUUUAUUCAUGCCUUACCUCACCUGUAUCUUCAUUGCCCUGUUAGAUGACAAUGACAUAGAUAUGGCAGCUAGAGGGAACUAGAUGCCUAGCAGGAUAGAGCUUCAUUUAAAUGCAGGAUUUCUGACUGUACAGCCUGUUCAUGUGGUAUGUUAUGGUGAUGUUAGAUUUAAAGGAAUUAAAUAAACCCAUGUCUUUGGGAGAUCCAAAGAGUGAGACGUGUGUCAAUCUGCACAUGUGCUCUGAAGUCCGUGAACUGCUUCCUUAUCACCUGGUCAAUUCUACCCCUUCUGGGAACCUGCUUGUGUAAGUAUGAUUUCUUGUGCAUCCUGCUUCUGAUCUCAGGUCAAUGAAUGCAUUUGUCCUUCAUUCAUACUGAGCUGAUUCUUAAAAAUGAGGUUAUUGCCAAAGGCCAAUUUCUGUUUUAUUCUGUUUGACCAAAACUCGUCCUGUUUCCUUGUCAAUUUGUCCAUUUGUCUUUGCUGUGUAUUCCACCUUACUCUUCACCUCUUUAAUACUGACCAUUGUACUAACUCUGAACUGCCUUCACUACCCAGUCAAAGUGAUGUGGGACCCAUUGUUUCCAGGGUCUUUUCCAAAAGGAAGAACAUCACAUGGGAUUUUGAAGUAAUUGUUGAAACGCCAACAUCAAGGGCAUUCCAAGCAGGCAUUGGUGUUUGAACCUUGAUUGAACUUUGAGAAAUGACCACCUGUCUUUGAAUAGGGUCCAAUGAUGACUAAAGCUUUAGUCGGAAUUUGCCUUAAUGGUAUUUCACUCUGUUCUUCAU
This is a messenger RNA of Dromiciops gliroides (monito del monte), 3967 nucleotides long. RefSeq names its product C-X-C motif chemokine ligand 12 (gene CXCL12). The record is from RefSeq and is a predicted model, not a curated record. Gene Ontology annotation, molecular function: chemokine activity; CXCR chemokine receptor binding. The coding region runs from base 113 to 472 and encodes 119 amino acids. NCBI's taxonomy places the organism in Eukaryota, Metazoa, Chordata, Mammalia, Microbiotheria, Microbiotheriidae. Gene Ontology annotation, biological process: defense response; positive regulation of cell migration; induction of positive chemotaxis. The transcript has 4 exons. Gene Ontology annotation, cellular component: external side of plasma membrane; extracellular region.